Messenger RNA from Aricia agestis (brown argus), 939 nucleotides. RefSeq lists its product as uncharacterized. The record is from RefSeq and is a predicted model, not a curated record. The transcript has 2 exons. NCBI's taxonomy places the organism in Eukaryota, Metazoa, Arthropoda, Insecta, Lepidoptera, Lycaenidae. The coding region runs from base 60 to 629 and encodes 189 amino acids.
GAAACAUUGUGCAACGGCUGAAUAUUGGAGAAGUUUUAUUUUAUAAGUUAAUCUACAAAAUGUAUACAAAAUAUGAAAGUGCUUUUUAUUAUAAGAACCCUGAAAUACAACUGGUUAUCAACCUCCAAAGGAUAAAGGACGAGCUAGGGGCCCUCCUUCACGUAGACCACUGCGACCGCUGCAUGGGCCUCAAAUGCAAGUGUCUAGAUGUAGCCAUUGUGGACACAAGCGACAUAAGUAUGUCAUCUCCCCUAGCAAACACGACAGUACGAAAAGACGUGAGCACUAAAACAAAAGACGCGGGCACUAAAACAAAGGACGUGUGUAAAACAAAAGACGCAAGAACUGGAGGUGCCUGGAUAAAAGACGCGAAAGACGCAUCUUCUAUUCCUUGGUCAAACGUCGCCACGAAAGACACAAGGUUGACAAGAACAUCUACGCCUUGGACGAAAGACAAGGACGUGUCCAAUAACGCGAAAUGGUCUUUCAAAUUCUCUCCGCUGAAUAUAGAAGAAGACAUCUGGAGGAGAGCAGACAGGUACAGAAGAUUAGAAGAGAAGUAUCUAUCCAGCGAGACGGUAGAAGAAUUCUUCUUGAGUCUAAGGAAGAGAGCUGUCAAAUGUUCAUAGGGAUUUUUAUACUUCUAGAUAGAUAUAAAUUAUCGUAGAUUUUAUAGUGACAUGCACCUAAAUUUCAUCGUCGAAUAGUAAGAUUGGAUUUAUAUACGUCCGCUCGAACGAGCGUUUUGGCCGCUGCACCGCGAGAUCACAAGCAAAUGUAUGUGACGAUUUAUUUAAAUAGCGGCGCGGUCGCGUACUUCCUUGAGUUCCUUGUGAUUUCGCGGUUUAGCCGCCUAACCACGUAUUCGGGCGGACACGUAUAAAUCAAGGCCUAAAAGGCCUGAUAGACGUACAAACUUAAAGCACGCGGGUUUUAAGU